AUGGUACAUGAGCUGCUCAGAGCCUACAAGAUUGGACUGACAUUGUCAGGCGAAUCCGGCCUGGAUGGUGUCACGUUACUCCCACAGCCUAUCGAGCCAGCGGUGACCGGUGUGAACUACCUCGAAGCCAUGUACAAGGCCCUCAUAUCAACGCCGCUGGAUACUGCUUGGCUGGUAUCGACCGGUACUUUGACCAACAUUGGCUUGUUGUUUCAGAAGUACCCCGACCUAGCAGGACACCUCAAGGGCUUGUCAAUAAUGGGAGGGGCUGUUGGGGGCGGCUUCACAAAUGCACCAAUGGGCAAAGUGAAGGGCGAGGGCGAACGCUUCGGAAACUGGACUGCCUAUGCCGAGUUCAAUGUGAUGCGACCCCGAAGCCUCGCACUUCAUCUUCUCGCAUCCCGUCCUCAAGUCCAAGACCUCGCUGAUUCCACUCGAUCUGAGUCAUCAGGUUCUGGGGACAAAGGCAGUUCGCCAUACGCAGCUCUAUGGCUCAGAGAAGUCAAUCGAUGCUUCCACAAAGCCCACACCCUCUGCUCUCCGAGCACUGUUCACGCAAAUCAUGUCAUUUUUCGCGGGUACAUAUGCCGAGGUAUUCUCAAUCACGGAAGGGCCACCGCUGCACGAUCCGCUUGCGGUAUCUGCCGCCAUCUACCCUGAAAUAUUCAAUGAUGAAGGCGGCGAACGUUUCCAAGUCGAUAUAGUCACUGAAGGAGUUCAUUCUUUGACUCAGUCCGAUGUGGGCGAGCUUGGCAGGACCAAGGUUACAAAGCUUCCCUCCGGCGAAGGGGGUUGCCGAAUUCCAAGAAGUGUGGACUUGGACAGGUUCUGGGAAAGCAUUGAAAGCUCACUAAAGAAAGCUGACGCUGUCAGUCCGAUGCCCAAGAUCUCCCGUGAAGAUCUGGAGAAAGAUGGCGUUUUCGUUGGCAUAGACUAGAACGGUGGGACCAUCCCAUGGUUACGACCCAAAGACCAUAUAUAACUUGAUC
Molecule: messenger RNA, 989 nt
Organism: Parastagonospora nodorum SN15
Lineage: Eukaryota; Fungi; Ascomycota; Dothideomycetes; Pleosporales; Phaeosphaeriaceae
Exons: 2
Coding region: 1-660 (219 amino acids)
Biological process (GO): purine nucleoside catabolic process
Cellular component (GO): cytosol
Molecular function (GO): purine nucleosidase activity
Source: RefSeq, a predicted model, not a curated record